Messenger RNA from Trifolium pratense (red clover), 895 nucleotides. RefSeq names its product phospholipase A2-gamma-like. Gene Ontology annotation, molecular function: A2-type glycerophospholipase activity; calcium ion binding. The coding region runs from base 204 to 623 and encodes 139 amino acids. Gene Ontology annotation, biological process: pollen germination; pollen tube growth; pollen development. The record is from RefSeq and is a predicted model, not a curated record. The transcript is spliced from 5 exons. NCBI's taxonomy places the organism in Eukaryota, Viridiplantae, Streptophyta, Magnoliopsida, Fabales, Fabaceae.
UCGUUUGACCCAUCCAAUCCAAUGAUAGUUACUACUUCCUCCUAUCCAAUCCGAUCAGUCAUGUCACAUUGUCACAACGAUUUAAAGGGUGUUUUGGUGAUUUCAUCAUUACUUCUCUUUUUCAUAAACACCAACGAGAGAGAUAUAACAACCGGAGAGAAGUGACCAAAUCACGCACGGCUCUCUCCGCCAACAAAUCCAUAAUGACUUCCCGCAAUAUCUCACGCGCCACCGCCGCACUUGCGCUCCUCUCUCUCCUCCUCUCCGCCGUUGCCGAUUCAUCGGCUAAUUGCAGCAGGAAAUGCAUUGCAGAGCAGUGUGAUACGAUGGGAAUCAAAUACGGGAAAUAUUGCGGGGUGGGUUAUUGGGGUUGUCCCGGCGAGCAACCGUGUGAUGAUACUGAUGCUUGUUGCAUGGCUCAUGACAAUUGUGUUGAUAAAUUUGGAAUGACUCAUGUGAAAUGUCACAAGAAGUUAAAGAACUGUUUAACUAGGGUACAGAAAUCUGGGAAGGUUGGAUUUUCAAAAGAGUGUCCGGUCAGUGUCGUUGCGCCUACCAUGAUAAGAGGCAUGGACUUGGCCAUCUUGCUGAGCCAAUUAGGUGACUCUGUUCAUGAUCUGUAAAAACAUUUUAACCCCCUUGAUAUAUAUAUAUAUAUAGGCCAUAUCCUCAUUUAUAAACAACUAUUGAUUUGGGAAUGUUGAUGUUAAUGAUCUUAUUGAGAGCUUGGUAAUUAAGUCAAUAUUUAUGUUAUAAUUACCAAGUUGUGAUUUAGUUUAUGAUGUCACAAAAGAACUCAAUAGUAUUUAUGGGCAAGGUUCUGUCAUUUUUUUUUCUUCUGGUUAUACAAGGUUCUGUUAUACUAUAGGAAGAAAUGAAUGACAAUUAUUUAUCA